This is a messenger RNA of Stegastes partitus (bicolor damselfish), 1713 nucleotides long. It is a transcript of the gene itgb1bp1, whose product is annotated as integrin beta 1 binding protein 1. NCBI's taxonomy places the organism in Eukaryota, Metazoa, Chordata, Actinopteri, Pomacentridae. Gene Ontology annotation, cellular component: cell periphery; cytoskeleton; lamellipodium. Gene Ontology annotation, biological process: negative regulation of substrate adhesion-dependent cell spreading; negative regulation of focal adhesion assembly. The coding region runs from base 140 to 736 and encodes 198 amino acids. The transcript has 7 exons. Gene Ontology annotation, molecular function: integrin binding. The record is from RefSeq and is a predicted model, not a curated record.
AACUCAAAGGGAAGCUCAAGAGUCAAACUGUACGUAAAUAGAAAGCGAAGAAAAUUAACUCUAAGCGGCACACUGAGGCGGUCACGGUACGAACAGGUCGGCGCGGCUGGAGGGCUGGAUGCGGUCGUCAUGGUGAAGGAUGUUUCGGAAAGUCAAAAAGCGCCACAGCAGCAGCAGCUCACAAAGCAGUGAGAUCAGCACCAAAAGCAAGUCUGUUGACUCCAGUUUGGGAGGACUUUCCAGAUCGAGCACGGUCGCCAGCCUCGAUACAGAUUCCACCAAGAGCUCAGGGAACAGCACGUCUGACACGUGUGCUGAGUUCCGGGUCAAGUAUGUGGGAUCCAUUGAGAAAUUACAGUUUGACAUGAGCAAGACCCUCCAAGAGCCUUUGGACCUCAUCAACUAUAUUGAUGCUGCUCAGCAAGACGGAAAGCUGCCUUUUGUUCCUGGGGAGGAGGAGAUGGUUCUGGGAGUGUCCAAGUACGGCGUCAAAGUGGCCUCACUGGACCAGUGUGAUGUGCUGCAUCGCCACCCCCUCUACCUGAUCGUACGUAUGCUUUGCUACGAUGACGGUCUGGGCGCAGGGAAGAACCUCCUGGCUCUGAAAACCACCGACACAAAGCAAGAGGAGUGCAGCAUCUGGGUGUACCAGUGCAGCAGCUCAGAGCAGGCCCAGUCCAUCUGUAAGGUGCUGUCGGCUUCUUUUGACUGCGCUCUGACGUCAGACAAGUCCUGAGCAACAGAUGGCAUCCGCCUCCAAGAGUGAAGAAGUGAAACAACUGCAAAACCAGCAACGGCUAAUUAGAAAACCACCAUUGUGAUUGUAACCUUUUCCCCCCUUCUCUAGCUUUGCUUUCUCAACUUUAGGAGAGGUCAAACACGAUUGACGGCAAAGUCUGGUAUGUGUUCGGUGCUGUUUCCUUCCCAUCAUCCUCCAGCUGAGACAGAACUACUGUGAAUUUGUCUGAAUCAUUUCCUGGGAAUUCGUUUCCUUUACCUCACUUGCACAUUUGCCCUUUCAAAAAAAAGCAAAAAGUGAAGUUUAGAGAGGAGGGAAAAGGUUGCAUUUGAGAAAAGCUUUGAAGGACAUUGCGCAGCGUUUAGCAGUGUGAUGUUAAUUAUUGUAUUUAAUGUAAAUCACGGUACACGAUGUCGUAACCCGCCUCUGCCCAUACGGUGAUUUAUGGGAGACAAUCUGUUGAGAAGUUACACAAGUUUGACUGAUGUCUCUCUUCCACUUAUACCUUUUUCAGGUUUAAAAUCUGUGUGUGUGUGUGUUUGUUUUCUAUCAGUAUUGAUGCCACAGCGGUCACUUUCUGACUGGAAGGAACGGUACAAACAGGCUUUAAUGUGCCCCACAGCCUAUAGAGGGUCACUUUGUUUUCUUAAUUUGUGGGAUGUAUCCAUUUUUAAUGACUUAUUUGAGAUUGUUUUUUAUCUUCUUUUUGUCCGGUGAACUUCUUGGUACCAAAAGCGUGAUGUGUUUUUUUUUUAAAUGUAGUGAUUCAAUCUGCAUUAGGUUAGAUUAGCUGAUAUCAGUUCUAAUAAGCUGGUCGUCACAUUUAGAAGGUUUCUGAGGAAGAACUUGUUUGGACUUGUGGUACUAACUUGUACAAUCAUAAUCAUAACUUUUCGGUCCAGAUGAAAACAUGUGGCAAUAAGAAAAUGUACGAUUUUUGGAUCUGGUACAAUAAAUGAGUGAUUUUAAAUAAU